Oryzias melastigma (Indian medaka) is the source of this 1261-nucleotide messenger RNA. RefSeq names its product GPN-loop GTPase 3 (gene gpn3). The coding region runs from base 138 to 995 and encodes 285 amino acids. The transcript has 8 exons. NCBI's taxonomy places the organism in Eukaryota, Metazoa, Chordata, Actinopteri, Beloniformes, Adrianichthyidae. Gene Ontology annotation, molecular function: GTPase activity. The record is from RefSeq and is a predicted model, not a curated record.
GUGGCAGUGGUGCGCUUGAUGGUGAUAGUUUAUCGGAGAAGAAGUCGUAUCAUUACACUGGCGCGUAUGGCAUUACAAGCUAGCGCUAGUGGUUAAAGAUACUUAAGAUCUUUAUCACACUAAAUUUUUGAGGCAAAAUGCCUCGCUAUGCACAGUUGGUGAUGGGCCCGGCUGGUAGCGGGAAGAGUACGUACUGCUCCACCAUGACCCAGCAUGCAGAGGCUCUGAACCGCUCAGUCCAGGUGGUGAACCUGGAUCCAGCAGCAGAACACUUUGAUUACCCUGUUAUGGCAGACAUCCGCGAGCUCAUCCAGGUGGACGAUGUCAUGGAGGAUGAUUCUCUCAGGUUCGGCCCCAACGGAGGCCUGGUGUUCUGCAUGGAGUACUUUGCCAACAACUUCGACUGGCUGGAGGAAAGCUUGGGUCACGUGGAAGACGACUACAUAUUGUUUGACUGCCCGGGUCAGAUUGAACUGUACACUCACCUGCCUGUGAUGAGGCAGCUGGUGGAGCAGCUCCAACAGUGGGAGUUUCGGGUUUGCGGAGUGUUUUUGGUCGACUCACAGUUCAUGGUGGAGUCUUUUAAGUUUAUCUCAGGAGUCAUGGCUGCCCUCAGCGCCAUGGUGUCCCUAGAAAUUCCACAAGUAAACAUCAUGACAAAGAUGGACCUGCUGAGUCCCAAAGCCAAGAAGGAAAUAGAAAAGUAUCUGGAUCCAGACAUGUACUCAAUGAUGGAGGACAGCUCUCAUACAAUCAGAAGCACUAAGUUCAAGAAGCUGACCAAAGCUAUUUGUGAUCUUAUAGAUGACUACAGCAUGGUAAGGUUUCUGCCCUUCGACCGGACAGAUGAGGAGGGUAUCAACAUAGUGCUGCAGCACAUCGACUUCUCCAUUCAAUAUGGGGAGGACCUGGAGGUCAAGGAGCCAAAGGAAGGUGAUGAAGAACCAUCUAAUCUAAAUUAUGAUGAGAUAUUCCAAGACACGUCUGGCAGCUGAGGGACCAAAAGAAGCUGGAAUCCAGAUGUUUAUGUAUCAAAGUUGAGAACGAUGUUUGACCUAAAAGGUUGCAUUUGACUGCACGAUUAAGAAAAAAAAAGAUUGAGGAUUGUUUUUAUGUUGGAAAAAUUGUUUUACCCUCAUGGUUUAGUUUUUUUUGUUUUGUUUUGCUUCUGUGUAAACUUUGAUUCACUAGAAAACUCGGAUUUAUUAUGAAAGAAAUAUAUAAUGCUAUUUAUUUUUUCUAAUAAAAUUAAUAAAACACA